CAGGAGUACCUCACCAUCGGAGUAGAUAACCAACCCAUAUUCCAAGAACGCACUGCCGUGGAGGUUUACCGAGACUACAUGAAGAGCUUCAGAGAGAACAUGGCAGAUUUUCUGGAUGCCGGCGUCAUUACCGACGUAGAGGUGGGUCUUGGCCCUUCUGGAGAAUUGAGGUACCCCUCGUAUCCUGAGGCACAGGGUUGGGUUUUCCCCGGCAUCGGGGAGUUUCAGUGCUACGAUAAAUAUAUGAAGAGAGAGUUCAAAGAGGCUGCAACGGUGGCAGGACAUCCUGAGUGGGACUUACCGGAUGAUGCAGGUGAAUACAACUCCAGUCCAAAGUCAACCAAGUUCUUCGCGGCAAAAGGGACAUAUCUGAUGAACUCGGGGAAAUUCUUCCUAACUUGGUACUCCAACAAGUUGAUAAUGCAUGGAGACCAGAUCCUGGAUGCGGCUAACGAGGCCUUCCUAGGUUGCAAAGUCAAGAUCGUCGCCAAGAUAGCUGGCAUACACUGGUGGUACCAGGACGACAGCCAUGCAGCAGAGCUAACUGCAGGAUACUACAACCUGAACGAUCGCGACGGCUACAGGCCAAUCGCCAGAAUGCUGGCGAGACAUGAUGCCAUCCUUAACUUCACCUGCGCCGAGAUGAUAAAUUCUGAGCAGAUAAAGAUGGCAAUGAGUGGGGCUGAGGAGCUGGUUCAACAGGUAUUCAGUGCAGCAUGGAGGGAGGGGAUCGAGGUGGCGUGUGAAAAUGCACUCAGUAGAUAUGAUAGAAGGGGAUACAACCAAAUUUUGAGGAAUUCAAGGCCACAAGGGAUCGACCGAAGUGGAAAGCCACAACGAAGGGUGUUUGCGAUGACAUAUCUUCGACUGUCCGAUGAGCUACUCAAGAUGGUAAACUUCAGGAUAUUCAGGACAUUCGUGAGGAGGAUGCAUGCCGACCAGGAUUAUUGCCCGGAUCCAUGGAAGUACUACAAACCUAUUACAGCUAUGCAAAGAUCCAAGGCAACGACACCAAUGGAUAAAAUCUUGGAAGCAACGGAGCCUACUCCACCAUACUCGUUUGAUCCUGAAACUGAUACGAGUGUUGGUGGCGCUUAUGCUGAAAUCAUCGAUACAUUAUUCGGCCUAUUCGAUUAACAUACCGCAUAAUGCUAGGAAAGAGGAUAUGGAGUUAAUAAUAAGAUCCCGCUGAAGGGUGAACUUGUCGUCACCAUUAACUACAUUUGGAUGGCGCUCACUGUGAAAUCCAACAACAGGAGUGCUUGAGUUCAUAUGGACUCGAAUCCUCUCGUUACUGAAACGAACUCCAUAUGAUAUUUCUUUGGUAUCCCAAUAUCUGAGCCACUUUCAAUGUUAUGGCCCCAACUGCCGUUGGUAAAGUUGAUGACAUUGGAUAAUUAGUGAUAUUAAG
This is a messenger RNA of Musa acuminata subsp. malaccensis (wild Malaysian banana), 1411 nucleotides long. The record is from RefSeq and is a predicted model, not a curated record. NCBI's taxonomy places the organism in Eukaryota, Viridiplantae, Streptophyta, Magnoliopsida, Zingiberales, Musaceae.